AUAUAAGCUCCUUCCGAGUCCCCUUCGCAUAGCAUUAUUGGGCCAUGGACGGACAGAAGCCCCAAAGAGGAGAGAGAGAAACCAAUCAGGAAUCAAAGGAAGACAAGGGGAUUAUCCCACCACCUUCACCUCCAUCUUGCACCUCUUCCCCUUCCCAUGACUUCUCCUUCACAAUAUCUCUCCAACCUACUUUCAUGCCAUCACCAAAACCCAUCAACUGCAUGGAGACCACACCAUCCAAUAUUGCAGUAAUCGACAUGGCCCCGGCAGAUGACGUCUUCUUCCAUGGCCACCUCCUCCCCCUCCAUUUCCCCACCCAUCCCCACAUCUCACCCCGCCCUUCCGACAUCUCCAUAGAAAACGUCGGCCUUCCUCUUGAGAAUUUCUACAGCCACAACGAUACCGACACCAGUGAGAGCAGGGAGAGAACAAAAUUCAAGUCCUUCUCUUCCUUUUUUGGGCUUGGAAAGUGGAGGAAGGCGAGUGACAUGGGAGAAAAAGAGGAGAGCAAGACGAAGAAGAAGAAAGGAUUCGACGUCAUGAGCCGUUUCCUGAAGAAGUAUGCGAGAUUGGUGGAGCCCUUCUUAUUCUUUAAGAGGGAGAGUAGAAAGGGUGACCUUCGUCGUCGACCUUACUCCUUCUCGGGUCGUCCGAACCCAAAGGAGAAGGUUGGAUGGAGAGGAAGAAGAGGUGAAUUCUCUGCACCAGCCUCCAUGAGAACAUCUCCAACCAACAGCGGCCUCCUAACAGCUACCUCCCUGACCUUCAAUUCUUCAGAUGAGAGCACGAUGGAAGAGCUCCAGAAUGCAAUCCAGGCAGCCAUAGCGCACUGUAAGAAUUCUACUGCAAUGAAGGAGGAGAUAUGUAAAUAAUAAGAUCACAAGGAAAAUAGAAAAAGGAGUUACCUUCUUGUUUGAUUUCAUCAUUGUGUAAAAGCUCGAGUACAUGAAUUACAAGAGAAGUCUAGCAAUUUUGGGCUUGUUGAUCGAGUUUAUGAAUUUGAUACAGCAUCCAUAUCUUGUUUUAGAUCUUCUUGAGUUGUUCCAUUCCUCAUCCACAUGAAGCAAUGUGUUAUAUUAAUUUGUUUUCA
Elaeis guineensis (African oil palm) is the source of this 1090-nucleotide messenger RNA. Its product is annotated as BRI1 kinase inhibitor 1. Gene Ontology annotation, molecular function: kinase inhibitor activity. Lineage: Eukaryota; Viridiplantae; Streptophyta; Magnoliopsida; Arecales; Arecaceae. The record is from RefSeq and is a predicted model, not a curated record. Gene Ontology annotation, cellular component: plasma membrane.